AUGCGUAUCGAAAGUCUCUGUCACUUCCUCGGACUUGCAACCUUUGCAACGGCCAAAUGGAUCGUACCAGGUGCCCGCUGGCGUGACACAGAUGGCAACAUCUUUAAUGCCCAUGCGGGUGGGCUUGCCGUAGAUCAGGAGAGUGGCAGGUUCUACUGGUUUGGCGAGUACAAGAUUGAAGGCCAGGUUGAGGGCGGUGGCAUUUCCGUCUACAGUUCUGAUGACCUAGCUACUUGGACAUCUCAUGGCCUGGCUCUUGAACCAGUUGAGGGACAUCCUUAUGUCUCGUCUCACAAUCGCAUUCAACGACCUAAAGUGAUCUAUAGCAAGGAAACCGGCCAGUACCACAUGUGGUGGCAUGUCGACGAUUCAAAGUACAGCCUUUUGCUCCAAGGCCUUGCAACUUCCGACAAUAUCGCUGGUCCUUACAAGUUCCAAAACGCCAUAUCACCUCUUGGCAACUGGUCCCAAGACUUUGGAGCCUUCACAGACUUCAAGACCGGCCACUCGUAUGCGCUCUACUCCAACGGCGACAGGCCUGAAGCCCGCGACGUAUAUGUCAGCAAGUUCAACAGCAACCUUACCGACGUUGAAGAGGUCACCUUUCGAUUUCACAAGUAUGAUUUCGAGGCCCCAACAAUUCUGCAGACGGAGAAAAGCUACUAUGCUCUGUUGAGUCACAAGACGGGAUAUCGGCCUAAUAUUGGAAUACGGAGUCGUGUGGCACUUCCAGCCACACGCCCGCCAGGCUGA
Messenger RNA from Colletotrichum truncatum, 753 nucleotides. NCBI's taxonomy places the organism in Eukaryota, Fungi, Ascomycota, Sordariomycetes, Glomerellales, Glomerellaceae. The record is from RefSeq and is a predicted model, not a curated record.